Molecule: messenger RNA, 1626 nt
Organism: Malassezia sympodialis ATCC 42132
Lineage: Eukaryota; Fungi; Basidiomycota; Malasseziomycetes; Malasseziales; Malasseziaceae
Gene: ATP2
Product: F1F0 ATP synthase subunit beta
Biological process (GO): proton transmembrane transport; proton motive force-driven mitochondrial ATP synthesis
Cellular component (GO): proton-transporting ATP synthase complex
Molecular function (GO): proton-transporting ATP synthase activity, rotational mechanism; ATP binding; ATP hydrolysis activity
Source: RefSeq, a predicted model, not a curated record
AUGCCCAUCAUCCAGCGCUCUGCCGUUCGCGCUGCCUCGCGCGCCUCCCGCAUGGCUAGCCGUGUGGCUCGCCAGAAUGCCGCUGGCCUGUCGACUGCUGCCCGUAUGGCCGUGCCGACGCUGCGCUCGGCUGGUGUCCCCAGCUUCGCUAAGGCCGUGAACGUGGCCGCUCGUGGUCUUGCUACUGAGGCCAAGUCGGGUGCCGGUCAGGUCGGUUCUAUUCGUGCCGUUAUCGGUGCCGUUGUCGACGUUCACUUCGACAGCGGUGACCUGCCCGCUAUCUUCAACGCCCUUACCGUUGAGGACACUAAGACUGGCGGCAAGCUCGUGCUCGAGGUUGCCCAGCACCUUGGUGAGAACACCGUUCGUACUAUUGCUAUGGAUGGUACGGAGGGCCUUGUGCGUGGCCAGAAGGUCAUUGACACUGGUGCUCCCAUCACCAUCCCCGUCGGUGGUGCCACACUGGGUCGUAUUCUGAACGUCACGGGUGACCCUAUUGACGAGCGUGGCCCCGUUAAGACUGACGUUUUCCGCCCCAUUCACCGUGACCCCCCUGCCUUUGUCGAGCAGUCGACUGAUGCCGAGAUUCUCGAGACUGGUAUCAAAGUCGUUGACCUGAUUGCCCCUUACGCCCGUGGUGGUAAGAUUGGUCUGUUCGGUGGUGCCGGUGUCGGUAAGACCGUGCUUAUCCAGGAGCUCAUCAACAACAUCGCCAAGGCCCACGGUGGUUUCUCCGUGUUCACUGGUGUCGGUGAGCGUACUCGUGAGGGUAACGAUUUGUACCACGAGAUGAUUGAAACCGGUGUCAUUAACCUCGAGGGUGACUCGAAGGUGGCUCUGGUGUUCGGUCAGAUGAACGAGCCCCCGGGUGCCCGUGCGCGUGUCGCUCUUACUGGUCUGACUGUGGCCGAGUACUUCCGUGACGACGAGGGCCAGGAUGUGCUGCUGUUCAUUGACAACAUUUUCCGUUUCACCCAGGCCGGUUCGGAGACUUCGGCUCUGCUGGGUCGUAUCCCUUCGUCGGUCGGUUACCAGCCCACUUUGUCGACCGAUAUGGGUGCCAUGCAGGAGCGUAUCACCACCACCAAGAAGGGUUCGAUUACGUCGGUGCAGGCCGUCUACGUGCCCGCCGAUGAUGUCACUGACCCUGCCCCUGCCACUACCUUCGCCCACCUUGACGCUACCACUGUGCUUGACCGUUCGAUCGCUGAGCUGGGUAUCUACCCCGCUGUUGACCCGUUGAACUCGAACUCGCGUAUGCUUGACCCCGCUAUUGUGGGUCAGGAGCACUACGACGUGGCCUCUGGCGUGCAGAAGCUGCUCCAGGACUACAAGUCGCUUCAAGAUAUCAUUGCCAUUCUGGGUAUGGAUGAGCUUUCUGAGGAGGACAAGCUCACUGUCGAGCGUGCCCGUAAGAUGCAGCGUUUCAUGUCGCAGCCUUUCGCUGUCGCCCAGGUCUUUACUGGUAUCGAAGGUCGUCUUGUUGCCCUGAAGGACACGAUCAAGGCCUGCAAGGAGAUCCUGUCGGGCAAGCACGACAACCUCCCUGAGGCUGCUUUCUACAUGGUUGGCUCGAUCGAGGAUGUGGUGGCCAAGGCUGAGGAGAUCAGCAAGCAGUCGAACUAA